GUAGUAGUAGUAGUUAAAGAUGCUGUGGUGAUAGUUUCGGCUACUGUUAAAGGUGUAAAGCAGGACUUAAAAAACAGUUUGAUUUUAUGAAUUCUGCAGUUGAUGACAGAUCAUGCGGUUCAAUGUUGUUAACAGACCAUGAGGUUGCCCGAUGAGUCCUUACUAAGUGUCGUCACUGUCCAAACCUUCAGAGUUCUGGCCUUCUGGGUCAAAGAAGUCACCGUUAGUCCAUCAUCGUCGUCGCUGCACUUUGUCUCUCCUCAUAAUGGUGACAGCAUUUUGAAUAACAGCACACGUGAGGCCUAUUAAAGCAAUUUUUCCCUUGCUUCUACCUUCCCCUUCACCAUCGCAGAAAUAAAAGAAAAUUACCAAAAGUGACAACACAAGCGAGAACAUUGCCACCGCCACAGCCACCGCCGAUUUCAGCAGAACGUCCACCACCAACAACAUUAACGAAAAAGACAAGGAAAACGAGGCAUGCAAAUCCUGUCGAAGAAGUUUCGAUUUUGUGAAAGCGAUCAGAGACAUUCUCCAUGGACGGAAAUUAUUCUUUGAUACGUAGUUUCACACUUAAUAACAUUUCUGAUAUGAUAGCUAUCUUUGACCAGCUGCAACCAAAAGAAAGAGAACUUUUACGACGACUCAGUAAAAACAAAGACCUAUCAGAUUUCCUCAGAGAGACAAGGACUUUAUAUUUCUUCCCGGAAUACCGCCUUCACAAGAUUUUAUUGCUUUAUGUAUCUCCGUUAUUACUCGUUCUCGGAACAUUUGGUAAUAUCUUCUCUGUCUUUGUAAUGAGACAAAGAUCGAUAAUAAGAAUGACAGCUUACGUGUAUCUAAUCAACCUAGCUAUUGCUGAUUCAGUUGUACUCUAUAUUGGCUUGCUUAGACUUUGGAUAAGCGAACUAACUGGAAUGGAUAUACGAAAUCAAACGUCCUGGCUUUGCAAGCUUGUUGUUUUCUGUGGUUACGUCUCCAGUGAUUUCUCCGUCUGGUUAAUUAUUGCUGUAACCAUUGAACGUUAUAUUGUUGUCUGUCACCCUCGCAAAGUAAACAACUUUUGCACUGUACAGAGAGCGAAAUGGGUUGUCUGUGGCUUGUUGCUCUUGUUCGUUGCAAUCAACAUUCACUUCUUUUGGACUAUCUCACUAAACGAAAGAAAUGUCGACAAUAAAAUCAGCUAUUACUGUAGUAGUCGAAAAGAUUUUGAUUACUUAGUGACGGUGUUGUGGCCGUGGGUCGAUGCGUUCCUUUACUGUUUUGUCCCGUUUGGCACCAUCUUGUCGCUUAACACAUUGAUCAUCCGUCGGAUUGUGACUCUCAGCCGUGGAACAAUAAAGAUGCAAAUUGCACAAAGUAAUUUGUUACAAGUCCGGCGUUGUCAUACCGACAGUAACCGGAAACUAACUCUAAUGCUGCUUACUCUCUCCUUCAUGUUACUGUUGACAACACUUCCGCUGGCAGUCAGCUUAAUUCUAGCUCAUUUCUGGAACUUCAGCAUGUCACGAGAUUUGGCUUGGGCGGCGAAAUACCAGCUGACCAAGACGAUAGCUGAAUUAAUGAUGUAUCUCAACCAUUCCAUGAAUUUUAUAUUGUAUUGCACAAUGGGACGUAAAUUUCGUCAACAAGUUGUGCGGAUGUUCUGUAAUAAAAACAACAUGACAAAAGGUUUAUCAGAUCAUACACAUCACAUAUACUGCUCCAGAAACUGUUCUCCACAGAUAAACACUUCACAGCAAUGUCCCGACACAGAAAUAUAAUGCCCGACAGAGAGUUAGUUGUGAAUCUCAUCAAACUCUUCUGAUACAUUGUGUAUGCAUAUUUCUGUAUGCGUAUAUAAGCCAUCACAUAUCCAAGAAAUCAAAA
Molecule: messenger RNA, 1866 nt
Organism: Octopus sinensis (East Asian common octopus)
Lineage: Eukaryota; Metazoa; Mollusca; Cephalopoda; Octopoda; Octopodidae
Product: thyrotropin-releasing hormone receptor-like
Exons: 5
Coding region: 534-1760 (408 amino acids)
Biological process (GO): G protein-coupled receptor signaling pathway
Cellular component (GO): plasma membrane
Molecular function (GO): G protein-coupled receptor activity
Source: RefSeq, a predicted model, not a curated record